GUGAGCAUCAUCGGUGGCCUGAUGACACUGAGCAUCGACAAUAGCAACCAGGCUUGAGUUAAAAUCAUAAAGCCGUUUCAAAGUAUAUCCUGAGAGCUUCAGGACAGCCGCCGGGAGACAGGCUGCAUCAUGACUGCAAUGGAGGAGCAGGCAGAGACUGGCUGGAUGACUGAAUAACACUGGUCGCCUUCUGAGGAAUAACGCUGCUACUGACCGUUAAAGCGAAGGAGCUGACUCAGCGGUUUAUACAGCAAAGUUGUGAGAGUGGUUGACCCCCUCAACGCUUCUCCAUUAGAGUACUGCAAAAAUACAUCAUGCCGCCCCCAGUCGACAUCGUGAAGGUGGCUAUUGAAUGGCCUGGUGCGAAUGCUCAGCUAAUAGAGAUGGACCAGAAAAGAGCUUUGUCCUCAAUAAUACGGGAAGUUUGUGAUGGCUGGUCUUUAUCCGGCUCAGAGCAGUUUGCUCUGCGUUAUGCUGAUGGCCCUCAGCUUUAUAUCACGGAGCAGAGCCGUAGUGAAAUCAAGAAUGGGACGAUCCUUCGAUUAGCUAUCUCACCUGCUCGUGCCGCCCGCCAGCUCCUGGAGAGGAUCCAGUCUCACGGUAUUGACGCUCGGCUGGAGGCUCUGAAGGAGCUCGCCAAGCUGUCCGCAGACCCAACCUUUGCAGCAGAGUUCAUCAACAUGGAGGGCAUAGGGACUCUGGCACGUCUUGUUGAGAGUGGCACCCACUUUGGUGAGAUGCUGGCCUUCACUCUCACUGCCUUCCUGGAGCUCAUGGACCACGGCAUUGUGUCCUGGGACCUUAUCUCCCUCUCCUUCAUCAAACAGAUUGCAGGCUACGUGAACCAGCCAAUGGUGGACGUGUCCAUCCUGCAGCGCUCUCUGGCCAUCUUGGAGAGCAUGGUCCUCAACAGCCACAGCCUCUACCAUCGGGUGGCACAGGAGAUCACCGUGGGACAGCUCAUCGGGCACCUGCAAGUGUCAAACCAGGAGAUCCAAACCUACGCCAUCGCGCUCAUCAACGCUCUCUUCCUGAAGGCACCAGAGGACAGACGGCAGGAGGAGUAUACUAACCCGCUGGAGCAGCCCCUCACUGAAAUGGCAAGCACUUUGGCUCAGAAACACCUGCGAUCCAUCAUCCUCAAUCAUGUGAUCAGAGGAAAUCGACCAAUCAAAGCAGAAAUGGCACACCAGCUGUAUGUGCUGCAGGUAUUGACCUUCAACCUCUUGGAAGAACGGAUGAUGACCAAAAUGGAUCCCAAUGACCAGGCUCAGAGAGACAUCAUUUUCGAGCUGCGUAGGAUUGCUUUCGAUGGAGAAAAUGACCCCACUGGUACAGAAAAGAGAAAGGCCAUGUACACCAAGGACUAUAAGAUGCUGGGGUUCACUAACCAUGUGAAUCCAGCCAUGGACUUCACCCAGACUCCUCCGGGAAUGCUGGCUUUGGAUAACAUGCUGUACCUCGCCAAGGUUCACCAGGACACGUACAUCAGGAUUGUGCUGGAGAACAGCAGCCGCGAAGACAAACACGAAUGUCCCUUCGGCCGGUGUGCCAUCGAACUCACUCGAAUGUUGUGCGAGAUUCUCCAGGUUGGAGAGUUGCCUAAUGAGGGAUGUAACGACUACCACCCCAUGUUCUUCACUCAUGACCGGGCAUGGGAGGAGUUCUUCUGUGUCUGCAUCCAGCUGCUGAAUAAAACCUGGAAGGAGAUGCGAGCCACAGCUGAGGACUUCAAUAAGGUGAUGCAGGUGGUUCGUGAGCAGAUCACCAGGGCUCUGGCGAUGAAGCCGUCCUCUUUAGACCAGCUGAAGAACAAGCUGCGAGGCCUCAACUAUUCAGAGAUCCUGCGUCUGCGGCAGUCAGAGAGAAUGAGUCAGGACGACUUCCAGUCUCCUCCCAUCAUUGAGCUGCGGGAGAGAAUACAGCCCGAGAUCUUAGAGCUCAUCAAGCAGCAGCGACUCAACCGCCUGUGUGAGGGGAGCUGUUUCCGGAAGCUGGGGAACCGCCGAAGGCAAGAGAAGUUUUGGUUCUGCAGACUCUCACUCAAUCACAAAGUGCUGCAUUAUGGAGACCUCGAUGAGUCACCUCAGGGUGAAGUGCCUUUUGAGCUACUCAGUGACAAAAUCCCCGUCUCUGACAUCAAGUCUGUGGUGACUGGGAAGGACUGCCCUCAUAUGAAAGAAAAAAGUGCUCUCAAACAAAACAAGGAGGUGCUGGAGUUAGCCUUCUCUGUCCUCUAUGAUCCUGAUGAGACACUCAAUUUUGUGGCACCCAACAAGUAUGAGUACUGCAUCUGGACCGACGGCCUGUGUGCGCUGCUGGGCAGGGAGAUGGGCAGCGACCUGACGCGCAGUGACCUGGAUACUCUCAUCAGCAUGGAGAUGAAGCUCCGCCUCCUCGACCUUGAGAACAUCACAAUCCCAGAAGCCCCGCCCCCCGUGCCCAAGGAGCCUAGCUCGUAUAACUUCACCUACAACUACAGCUGAGAUGCGUGUGUGUGCAGUGCAUGUGUGUGUUUGUCAAGGAUGAGUAUUCUUUGAUGAAUUAAGCUGCCGUGGAAAAUACUUUUUUUUACUUUCAGAACCCUGGAGACUUUUCUCCACCUGUGUUUGUAAUGCUGUAUGGUUUGACAAAUAGGAGAUGUUUAUAGCUUCACAGGGAGUUUAGAGGUCAUGGUCCACUACAGAGCCGCCGGUCAGGAUUCAAUGAGUGUUUCUCCUUUAUCAGUGCCGUUUCCAGGCAACGUCUACUCAUUUCUUGCUAUUUAAACUUAUAAACUUGUCUGUAAAGUCGAGUAAUACUUUACCUGAUGGGGGACAUAAAUGAAAGCUGUACAAAACUCCUAUUUAGUCUUUGUUCAAGUAUGUUAUUCAAAUUGAGGCUUAACUGGUCACUCAAUCUGUGUUGUCUCCAUGGCAACAGAAAAUGAAUUAGCUACCUAUCCAGUUAGGAUUCUUUGUUCUCUUUGAUUCAGUCUGUCCCUUCAGACAGACUUACAGUGAAAUGUGACACAAAGUAGAGUGAGUGGGCCGAGAGUUUGCACAAGUGAUAUUCAGCUGGUGUCGUGAUCAAGGUCGCUUCAGUAGGAGGGAUCGUUGAUGUCAGGGGGGAUCGAACAUAACUCCCUAAUCAGUACACCAUCCACCAUCCCUUCGAGGUCUCAUAAAUGUUUAAUAUCUGACGAUCAGUUCAGUGUUUCAAUAGAAAGGUUUGGACAUGCAGUAAUAAAGAGAGCAGGAAACAUAAAUAGUCAACUUGUGUAAGGCAGAAGCAGAUGAGCUCUAAUCUCAGUGUUAUAACAUGUCUCUCAUACUGGGACAUGAAUAAUUUAAAAUGAUUCACCAGGAGUAAAAGAUCUAAAAUGAGUUGUUUAGUCUGACUAAUGUUUUGCAAACCCAAAGCAAUUUUAAUUUCUAUUAUAAAGUCAAAGAAAAACCAGCAGUUACCAACAUUUGAGAAGCUAGGACCAGUAAAUGUAGGUGUUCUUUCUCUUUCUUAGAGGAAUCUUUCGUAAACAAUGAAGUGUUUGUCGUUUUUGCAGAAUUAAGGCCUGUCCAGCAACUUAUCAAUUAUUACUCUACAUGUCUUCAGAUGCACUAAAGUGGUGCUGUCAGCUUAUAUAUUUUCUUGACAUUCAUGCUGCUUUAAAUCACUUCUCUCCUUAGACUACAAACCUUUUAUAGUUUGUAAAACAGUGAGAAGAAGUGGGUAAAUGUAUCUCAUUGAGAAGCUGUUCUGCCGUAAAGAGUGUACAUUUGUGUGUACACGUAUUUGAGAUUUAGUGGUAAUUGUUUAUGUUGAGAGAUAUUUCGUGAGUGUGAUGCUGGGCUAAAGCUCCCACAUCCAACACAUUAUAAAACAUGAAUUACCUUUUUUUAUUCAUAGUCACUGCAUUGCCUUAUCACUCAAAGUCGUUAUAUAUAUUUUGUAACAUUAGCAUUUAUAAGGUAGUACAUGAAUUAUACUAUAAUGUGUGUUGAAAACAUUUUUUGCUGAGAAGCAUUCAUACAUGGCGUAUAAACAGUUAAUCAAUGUUUGAUAACAGCAGUUCACUUGAAAUAAUAUAUAAUUAUUUUUUUUCUUUCUAAAUAGUUACAU
Trematomus bernacchii (emerald rockcod) is the source of this 4098-nucleotide messenger RNA. RefSeq names its product engulfment and cell motility 2 (gene elmo2). NCBI's taxonomy places the organism in Eukaryota, Metazoa, Chordata, Actinopteri, Perciformes, Nototheniidae. Gene Ontology annotation, biological process: actin filament organization; cell motility. Bases 315 to 2486 code for a protein of 723 amino acids. The transcript has 23 exons. The record is from RefSeq and is a predicted model, not a curated record.